Messenger RNA from Ornithodoros turicata, 7598 nucleotides. RefSeq names its product fibronectin type-III domain-containing protein 3A-like (gene mtgo). Bases 258 to 4391 code for a protein of 1377 amino acids. The transcript has 26 exons. Gene Ontology annotation, molecular function: protein binding. Lineage: Eukaryota; Metazoa; Arthropoda; Arachnida; Ixodida; Argasidae. The record is from RefSeq and is a predicted model, not a curated record.
UCGUAUCCAGCUAGCGUACACGUCAAGCAUAUCUGCGGCCCUUCGUGGGAUACAUUUGUGUAGCAUAUUUGUGCUCAUUCGUCGGAUUCACCGCAUCUGUGGGAUUUUAAACUCGGAAAAGUACUUCGUUAUCUUGUGUAGGCAGUUUCUGUCACUCCUGUGCUCAUGAAGUUACCGUCUCAGUACCAAUAUGCCUCGGAGUGAUGAACGUUGGCCACGAGAAUGAGACUGAGGGCAUUGUGACACACGCCGACUAGAUGCCCUCCAUCGCUAACACUGGCUCAGUGACUCCAAGCGAGCUUCCCAUGGCCAGUAGUGCUCCGACAGAAGAGCGUGCAGCCAACGGUCGAACUUCCGAAUCCUCUCCUCCCGCCUCCAAUUCAACCUCCUCGCCCCAGUCCCCGUCGAUCGUAGUCUCCUCUUCGGUGCUGGACCCGACUGCGCCUCAGUGGGAAGCCACCUCCAACGUCACCAGCAAUGGGCUGCUCCUAGAGAACGGUACGCACUACCACCACCACCACCACCACCAUUCUCACGCGUCACACCGCGGAGGAGCCAAAGGGGGCGUCUCGCACCACCACAAGGCGCAGGCCGCUCCACAGGGCUUUCUGCACGUAGGAUCGCCCGUCCCCCGCGGCGCUGCCUCCAUCUACAACCCCACGGCGGGAGUGGGCACGUCCAAUCCGCCGCCGCACGUCGUGUUGCUGCACAUCAACCCGGGCGAGACCAUUUUCUUUCAGAUGGGGGACCAAAUGCAGCUCAUACAGGGGCCAGCAACAGUGAGGAUGGUGUCAAACAGUUCCACACCACCGAUGGCGGUCCCAGUUCAGGUGCCUCCUGGCCAUGUGGUGCAGCAGAUCGUCGAUGAGAACGGUACACUGAGGCACAUCAUCUUGUCCCCACACACUGCCCACGUUGCCAUGGCUCCCCCUCAUGUCAACAGUCCCUAUACUCCCGCAGCAACAGCAGCUCCAACAGGUGCCCCAUUCUUCCCUUAUGCUCCUGCUGCCCCUCCACCUUUUCAGGGACAAUUCCAUCCUGCCAUGCAACCAACACUUGGUGCACAUCCUUCUCAAGGUAUGCAAGCACAGCAGCAGCAACCUCAGUCCCAGUUUGGUACGUGCUCAAACGGGUAUCACCCUGCGAACUCCGAGCACGUGUUGGGAGCCACUCAUGCAGGCGCAGGUCACAUGCCUCCAGGCGGACAGCAGACGGUGACGACGACCGUGCUGCAGCCGCAGCAGCAGCAGGCAACUCAGUCGGCACACAAGGAUGAGCGUGCUCAGAAGCAAUUCUACAAGCUCAGGAAAAAGCUGGAAUCAAGAGGUCCCCUCGCUGCACCUGCAGCGACGACGUCCGGUAGCUCUGGCUCAGUGUCACCGAAAUCAAGCCAUAGUUCACCAAGGCCUUCUAGCAGAGAACGAACAAACAGAAAUAAUUCUUCUGAAAGCUCUGACACGUCAACAUUACGGACACUCCUAUCCUCAUUGGCCGCCCCUGUGGUGUCUGAGGUGGCAUCUCGAACGGCAUUGGCCAGGUGGACGGCACCUACUCCAGCGCCGUCUAACGGAGAGUCGUCUUCUGAGGCAGAGGGAACAACGCAAUCACCGCUGCUUAGCAACCUUGAUAUGAUUAUGUACGAGCUGUUACUGUUGGAGAAAGGAGUGGAGAAAUCUCAAAAAGUUCUGAAAUGUGGCAAAGUAUUGGAAAGUAAUCUGGAAGAGUUAAAGCCUGCAACAGAGUAUUUUGUAUGUGUUCAAGCCUGUUUAGAUGAAGUCAAGGGGAGUCCCUCUCAAAGGUGUACAUUUCAAACAAAGACGUGUGAACCAGAUGUUCCGCAGCCGCCGAAGCUGGUCAGUCGGACCAAAAACAGCCUUUCCCUAAAGUGGAACGCUCCUUGCGACAACGGGUCCAAGAUAACCUCCUACGUACUCGAAUGUGAUCAGGGAAACAAUGGAAAAGAUUUUGAGGAAGUGUUCUCUGGACCUCAAAAGCAAUUCAAGGUGGCCAAAUUGUCCGCCUCUACGGCGUACUGCUUCCGUCUCGCUGCGGCAAACGCCGUAGGACGAAGUGAAUGGAGUGCUGUGGGCAAAUUCUCCACAUGCGGGACGGCUCCUUCGCAACCAGAUCCUCCACGAGCAAAGGAAAUCGGAGUCACAAGCAUUGUACUGGAAUGGACAGCGAGAGCCUCCGACGAUUCCUUCACAGUAACCAUGGAGCAGGAGAAUUCGCAACAUGGCUUUCUGCCUGUGUACAAUGGCGCUGAAACCUGCUGCAGUUGCCUGAAGCUGACUCGGAAUACAGAAUACCGCUUUAGGCUGACAGCUCACAAUGACGAUGGCACAAGUAUUCCUAGUGUUGCCAGCAGCUUCAGGACCACACCGGACCAUCCUGGAAGACCAGGUCGCGUCAGUGCUAAGGGUCGUCUGCAUAGUCACAGUUUUACCGCAUCCUGGGAUGCACCGAAAGAUGAAGGUGGGGCACCUGUUGACGGCUAUUCCCUGGAGCUGGACUCUGGAAAAGGAUUCGUGCCGGUAUACAGCGGGCCUGACCGAGAACACGUUUGUGCAGAGUUGGAACCGGGAACUACAUACAGGUUGCGAGUGAAUUGCCACAGCAUUGGUGGACGCAGUGAGUUUUCUGAAAUAUCGAGCAUCACGACCCUCCCUGUCUGCCCUGGGCGAUGUGAUCCACCACGACUACAGGGGAAGCCCCGGGCCAUAUCUGUACACAUCAAGUGGGGUAUGCCAUCCUACAACGGGGGGUCUCAGGUGACUGAAUAUGAAGUGCAGGUGUGUGGCCUUGGAUCCGACGGAUCUACAUCGAGGCUUGCAUAUCGAGGUCCAGACUGUGACUGUGUGGUUGCCGGACUCCUGCCGGGUAGGCAGUACCAGUUUCAAGUCCGUGCCUUUAACGUUGCUGGGGCUGGCCCCUGGUCGGAACCGCUGGAAGUAAUGAGCGGUGCCGGAGCACCGGACGCCCCUAGGGAUGUGACAGCUGUACCUAAAUCACCCACCACAGUGCUGGUUACGUGGGAAGAGCCUGCAUGCAACGGAGCGGCUCUAGCGGAGUACGUGCUGGAAUGCCAGAAGGCACAUCCUGUGAGCACUUCAGCAGCGGAGGAUGAGGAGGACACGGAACCAAAUGCGUUUGUGCAAAUAUAUAACGGGAGAGUUCCUCAGCACGAAGCCAAAGGGCUGAGUCCAGCGUCGUGCUACUGCUACAGGGUGCAGGCGGUGAACAGCGCAGGCGCAAGCCUCUUCUCCGAACCCGUCAGCUGCGAAACCCCACCGGGUCCUCCUGGUCCCGUGGGGUCCAUCCAGUGGGCAGCUACGCACACGAGCCUGGAGUUCAGUUGGAACCCGCCGGACUGUCAUGGAUCAAAGGUGCUUCGGUAUCAAGUGGAAGUAACGGAGUCCAACUCUUCACUGCCGACUUUACACCAGACGGAGGCCAAUCAUAUCGUCGUGUCUGCUCUUGAGCCAGAGACACUGUACAAGGUCCGCGUGCAAGCGGUGAACGGUAUCGGUGCUGGCCCGCUGAGCACUCCGGUAGUGCGGGCGUGUACACGGGCCUUGCCACCGAGUCCUCCAACCGUCGAGUGCAUUGGUGCGACCCACUCCAGCCUCAAGCUGCGCUGGGGUGACCCGAAGAGCACGGAUUUGAUCCAGUACACCUUAGAGAUGGAAACUAAGCCAGGAGUCUUUGGAGUGGUGUAUCAGGGUCUCAGCCAUUCGUACAAGGUGUCGAGGCUGCAGGAAGCGACGGCGUAUCGCUUCCGCAUUCAGGCUACGAGUGAUGCGGGGGAGGGGCAGUACUCUGAGCCCAUCAGUUUCGUAACCAAUCGUGCACUUCCUCCCGCCCCAAAGGCACCCAAAGCAACGCCUCAAGGAGAGACACUAUGCCUUCUGGAAUGGCAACCAACACGAUCUCUCGGGGAAGACAGGAUAAGCUACAUCGUUCAACUGCAGCACAGCAACAGCUCGGAAUUUUCUGUGGUGUAUCGCGGCGCAGACACCAGUUGCACCCUGAGCAGCCUGACUCCCAAUGCCUUUCACUGUGCUCGUGUGGCAGCCGUGCGCCAUUGCAGGGACGGCUCGGGUGACGUCACGGGGGCGUUCAGUCCCCCGACUUCCUUCCAGCUGGCUCCACCCCCCGGCCUGACCUCGCCUGCUGGCACAGCCAGUUGCCCCGCCCCUUCUGUGCUGGCCACCCAAUCUAGCCCUGCCUCUUUCAUUCGGAACUGGUGCACCAAAGGCGAGGAAGGACUCAGCGACCAGCAGUGCGCGGUGAUCGUUGUGGUCGGGUUCAUGCUACUCGCCGUACUGGUGGCAGUGCUAAUCAAGCGGCUGGAAUCGUGGAGUCGGCAGCAUUUGGACGUUCAGCACUGAUGACAUUUCACUUUUUUUUCUUUUUUUUUUAAAGCUCCAGGCCAUGCCUUCCCUGCCCUUCUCCUGCCACAUCCGCACUUGGGCAUUCUCGUGUUGCGUAUUUUUAAGCCUUCUCGUUUUUUGAGGGGAUGCCAAGACGUUACUUCUGUGUCAUCUUUGUUUCUUAUUUGCCUGCAUGUAGCCUAAUCGUGGAUGAAUUCAGCAGCGAAAAAGAACAAAUUUUUUAAUAGAGUGGAACCAAUAUUGUGAAGACUUCUGCGGUGAUGCCAGUUUGCCCCUGUCACCCCUGGCAGCCUUCAGUGGCCAUUGAAACAGAUUGAAAUGAUGCACGUAGCGCCGCCAAGCGUGCAGCGCGUCAACUUCUGAAAGAGCAUUGGGCCCAAUGCAGUCCAACAGGUUCACACUUCACACACAUGGUGGCACUACAUAAGUGUUCAAUGGUCGUUGGUUUCAGUGGCCAUUGAAGCCAAUGGCUAUUGACCACGUGCAUAGUGCCACCAUGUGUGUAACGUGUGAACCUGUUGGGGUGCAUUGGGCCCAAUGCACCCUGACGGGUUCACACUUUGUGGCGCCACACACAUGUUCAAUGGUCGUUGGCUUCAAUGGUAGUUGAGGACAGCCCCUGCGUCACGGGUAUUAUGCUUCCCUUCCCUGUGAAAGGAGUCCAGUGGAAAUUGGAAAAAAAAAAGCUAAUUCUACACUUCCCUGUGAAACUUUUUUUUUCUUCUACGUAGUUAAGGGCAUGAGAUGGCAUGGUGCUUUCUUGACGCAUCUCUCAAGAACUGUUUUGCCAUGCCUACAGGGUUGACUCAAGCAUGUGAGCACGAACAUUAUACUACAGGAGCAGGGAGGUCACGUGACCCAUGUCACGUGACACAACAGGGCAGGCGUGAGUGGGAAAGAGAAACCCAGAACAAUUAUUUUUGUACGUGUUAGUGUCUUAUCUGCACGUUUAUGAGGGAAUGCUGCCAAUCUGUUUCGACCGGCGGAUGCGUUCAUUGUUGUUGGUCGGCGUCGGUGUAUGCCUGUGUGCGCGAGCAUGUUUGUGUGCGUGUGUGUGUGUGUGAUGUGUGCGUGCGUGCGAGUGAGUCGGAGCUGGUCCCUCUCUUCACCCCAUGUCUGUGUACGAAGCAAUGAAUGCAUUUUAGAACCUUUUUUUCUCAUUUUACACACUUCAACUGCAAGGGUGCAAUAGCACACUGUGAGGUGGGGAGCUUCAAAAUGUGGUGUACCAAUAGCACCGGGAGUAUAUACUGCAAAAAGUGUCGUCGACGGCCACACUUUCACCUUUUUUUUUUUUUUUUUCUUUUGCACUUUUCGAAAUAUCACUGGGAUGCAUUUUUUUUUUGUCACAUACACAUGAUAGGAGAUUAAAAUGGUGGCAACUAUUGCAGUUCCGGGUGAGAUGUUCCUACGUCAGUGAAAUGGUACGAUAAUGUUGUUUUUCUUUUUUCUUUUUUUUUCUCCCUUGCGCCUUCGGUGUCUCUGUCAAACUACCGUUGUGGACGAUGCUCUCGGCACAUUUCCGGUGGUAAUAUUUCUAGGUAGUGAGUGAUGUGACUAUUUUCUGAUGAGACAGUUGUCGAGAUGUGCUUUUGCACGUGAAAGUGUGCUCUUGUUUAUUGAAGGGACAUGUAUGUGCUGCCAAUACAAGCAUUUGUUCUGUAUUUUCUUGCACUCGUUGAGACUACGUAGCAUUUUAAGAAAUGCAGCUUGUAUUGUUCUGUGUGUUGUAGAGCUUUUAUGCGGAGGAAUCAAAAGUGGAUGUUUUUAAGUCCAGAUUUUCUUUUUAGUGGUACACUGCAAAAGUCUAGUAAAUGAUGUUUCACAAUCGACAAUGAAUUUCUUCUUUUUGAAAGGGCUAUUUUGUUAAAAAAUUUUGGAGACAACCUUGACAUGAUGGAAAAUUUUGGAGUGACCUUUGCACCUUGUCUUGUAACUAUGCCUCAACCGAAGUUAUUUUAAUAAACAAACGCAUUAUUAUCAAAUAAACAAAUGAUCUGGGUAGCAUGAAUUCUGCAGCAUUAAUAGUAGUGUUCAUAGUAAUAGUAAUAUUUAAAUAAGUAUACCCUUGCAUUCUCGGGUCUCGCAUUUCUCGAACAUCGUGGGCGCAACAAAUCUGGUUUUACUUCAGGAGUAGUAAAAUGGGGUAAAAUCUGACAAUAUUCGGGUGAAAAGAUUAUUUUCUUGUAGCAAAAUUAAAGCAUUUCAGAAGUACAUGAUGUGCACAGUGUGCAUGUGUUCUCUGAAAUGUCUGUACUGGUGGCUGAAUUUAUUUUAACAAGUUCCUCCUUGUUUUUUUGUGUGUUUUUUUUUCUUGUUUUACUGUAAGUGAUCAUGCAAUUUGGGGGUAAACACUGGUUUUUGCCGCGUUUAGUCCUAAAACACGAGGCUAUCUUCUGAAAGACAAUUUUUUUGUUCUGUCAACUUUUCAUAACGUGAUCUUUUCGCAUGUGCAAAACUUCUCGCACGCCGUAUGUGUGCAUAUGAUGUUGCAUUCCACGGCCAACAUUUCUAAAUCGUUGUCCCGUCAGAGAGCGCUCCUCGAGCGGAAGCUUUCAAAAUCUGCAUUUCAAACUAAUGUUGUCAACAUUGUGCUUCCGAAGCGAACAUUCUCAACAGCAGAACAAAAAAAAGAAGAGAACAAAAAGAAGUCCACUUCAAAAGUCUUGUUUUCAGACCUUGCAGUGUCGUUGAAUUUGCUGAUCGUGAAAUGGUUGCGUGACACUUGUCGUAUGAAAUGUUUGUCGUGUACUACUUGUCGACUUCGUUGUGACGUGUCGUUUGUAUGGAUCUGACAUAUCUGAGUACUGACAGCAGAACACACACAAACACGAAAAAGGAAUUUAUUUUCGUAUAUAUAUUAUAAAUAUGAAAGUGUACUUGUCUAUAUAAUAUAUAUAUAUAUAUAUAUAUACUAUAUAUAUACAGGCAAAAUGUACGUAUUGAACAUACUAUACUGACAUUUUGUCGAUUUUUUUCCCCCCCCAAUGUUGCAAGCUCGAGAACCCUGGAGGCAUUUAGAUAUAGUCAGUGUUCUUCCAGAAGGUAUUACAAAAAGAAAAAAAAAAAACUGUAAAGCUUUUUCGUUGUUGCAGCCUCAUUUUAUUCUCAUUCCAGUGUGUAACUGGGGACUAAUUACUGCAUUAUACAAAUGUAUAGUGCUCUCUCUAUAUAAAUAUAUUGCCAAUAAAGGAAAGAAAAGUU